Molecule: messenger RNA, 1753 nt
Organism: Bactrocera tryoni
Lineage: Eukaryota; Metazoa; Arthropoda; Insecta; Diptera; Tephritidae
Exons: 1
Coding region: 741-1676 (311 amino acids)
Source: RefSeq, a predicted model, not a curated record
UUUCGCUCAUUUGUCGGAACCAUUGAUAUCGGAAAAUUAUAGCAUAUGGCUGCCAUACCAGCUGGACCAUGAAGAUUCUCUCGUAUUUAAAGCUGUUUUGCUUGACAAAAUAUUUUCAUGAAAUUUGUCAUGGAUUAUUUCCUAAAUCAACGCAACAAUCUCCGAAGAAAUUGUUCAGAUUCCCCCACGAUGUGGGCUCCGGUCUCUCGUCUAAACAGCUCAACAUUGAAGUGCAGCAUAUAGCAAUCAUAACAACUAUGCCACGAAAUUUGGCACGAAUCUUCGAAGAAACUGUUCAGUUCGCACUACAUAGCUGCCAUACAGUCUGACCUAUUAAAAUCAAGUUCUUGUUUGGAAUGUUUCGUAUUUGUGAACGGUAUUAAGGCUUCGGUUCGACCGUUCUUUCUUAUUGCCAUGUCAUUUCCGUCAAUGAUAUUAAAAGUAUGUAUGUAUGUUCUAACUUGCCAAGUAUAAUAUACAUAUGUAUAUGCCCCGGCGUUUUGCCGUCAAGACCCCGCUGAGUAUACAAGUAGCUUUGCUUUUUACAUUAGAAAAUGAAAUAAAUUUUAACUCUUGAAAGUGUGUUUAUAAAUUUUAAGUUAUUCUUAUAUUCCAUAAGCAAAAUUUUAAGUGUGCCAAAAGUUCAAAAACAUUCAAAAAAAUAUUGAAAACUAAAUAGCAAACCUUUAGCGGAGCGAACGAUAAACCACAAAGCGAUCAUCGCGUAAUUUUUUUAGUUUAUGGAAAGCGGUUUCCAUUCUACACAGCAAAAGCUAGAGGAUCAGCAUUUUGAAUCCGGUGAAGGGGAAUAUUUAAGCAGCAACGCUAUCGAUCAACACACGGCACAGAAUAGUUCGCAACGUUUGAUUCCGCUGACCCCACAAGUGGUUAACGCUAUGAUGGAUUUUAACGGCUCCCAAUCAAGCACUAGCGUCUCGGAAAAAAACUUCUACAACACAUUCUCGAUAACUUGUUUGGUGCGCGAAGAAGUGCAAAACAUUUUGCAAGAACUAUGCGUUACCGAUCAGUUUAUACGCAAAGAAGAGAUAGACGCACUUAUAGAACGUUGCCUGCGUGAGAAAGUGCAAAUCGAGAGCAAAAGCCAAACGGUUAGUGCAGAAUCUUUGCCGGAAGAAAAUCAAGAAAUUGAAGUAACUGUUGAAAUGUUAAAUGAGACGGACAAGAAUAAGUUGAUCGUCGAGAAUUUCCAAAUACUCGAACAACGUAUUACCAAUUUGGAAGAACGUAUUUCUACGGUAUUGCAGACGGUGCCAAAAUUACGUCACUUACAGGCGAAGAAAUUCAAAAUCAAUACAGAAGUCAUACGUGAGGAGUUGCGCAAUGUUAUGCAAAGAAUGGUCAUCGAUGAUGCUACAAAGCCAGUAACAAACAACGAAGCAAAGACCACGUCGGAGAGUGAUGUCAAUGAAAAGAGCACUUUAGAAACGAUAAGUAAUGACAAAACCACCGAAACGGUAAACAAAGUGAAUCCCUACGAUGACAUGUACUACGCUGAGCGUCAAAAUGUUAUGAAUAUAUUGAAUUACAAAAAAUCCAAAGCCACUAUGGAACUCAAUCGCAGGCCAUAUUUAAGUCCACAUAUAAAACCGAUCGUCCGCGAAUUGGAGAAUAUCAAAUUUAAACCCAAACAAAAGGCAGCAUUUAUCACAGAGUAAAAUCGCUAUAUACUUACAUAUGUAUGUAGAUGAGUGAGGUUUCGGUGAUGCAUUUCAUAAAUCAAAUCAAGCUGAAU